CUAUCCGUAUUCCGUAUAAACCUCCCUCGUAACGAAAAGCCUCUACAUUGUAGUCUGGUAUGUAAAAACAACCUCAAGAGUACAGUAAUCCAUUAAAUGUGUUAAAUUUACUGCCAUAUCACCGACUUAGGUGAUCAUAUGUGCAACAACAAUACACUAUUAGUAUGGUUGACCCGGAAGCAGUUGAUCCUUGUCCUAUAACCCGGUAUAUCGGAAAACCCCAUGCAGUGCGUAACUCGUCCCGAAAACAAUAGCGAAACGCACCACUGAAACCCUGAAAAUUGGUCAACUUUCAGGCGUAAUUACAUGACUUCUAACUGCGGUCUAGCUUUCAAAAAUAGUUCCUCGUGAUUUAUCAACCCCUUCCAAGAACGGGGAACCAUUUUUUAGGCUGAUAUAACGCAUCGCGGCUUUACUAUACCGUUUUCUUUGAGAUCUACCGUAAGAAGUCAAUACGGCUACGUACAGGGCUUCGGAAUUUUUGCCGUCCUGUAAGAUUGUAACGUUAUACUUAAAAGUGAUCUGUUGUUAAUAGUGACAUACAUUCAUGAACUCCCUUAGAAGACAUCUCUGUUCAGUACAGAGAUUUAGCUGUCGAGUCCAUCACAUCGCACUGCUGCGAACUGCAUGGACAUGUCCCAACAGGACGUCAUCCACAGGUCAUGCACAAGACAAGUCAAUGGUGUAUGUACACCAGACUGGAUUCACUAAGCCAGGCCUGGUGCCGAGUCUCACUCCAUUUGGUAUGAAACUGAUGACCUACCUGCGGAUGGUCGACAUCCCGUAUCAGUACAGCAAAACCUUCAAACUGGGGCCAAAGGGAAAAAUACCAUGGAUCACUUACAAGGGACAACCUAUGGGUGACUCAGGUCUCAUCAUGGAGUUCCUUAAUGAAGAAUUUGGAGUUGACCUGGAUUCACAGCUGUCAGACAAGGAACGUGCCAUCAGCAGGGCAUUUAUCAAGAUGCUAGAGGAGAACACAUACUGGGGUAUCGGCUACGACCGAUGGCAGGAAAACUACUCCCACCUGGGACAGCUGUUUGACGUUCCCUCGGCCCUCCAGCUGUUUAUUUUCCCCACGGCCUCGCGGAAGGUGCGACAGAUGCUGCAUGCCCAGGGGCUGGGCAGACACUCCACCCAGGAGAUCCAUGCCAUCAUUCAGAAAGAUGUCUGGGCUGCUUCUGAGUUCUUAGGUAACAAGCCAUACUUCAUGGGUGAGGAGCCAACUGCUGCAGACCCAACUGUUUUUGGACUGUUUGCAGAAUUCCUUUGGACCACACCCGAACACUCCCACCUAUACAAGCUAACCAAUGAACAAUAUCCUAACAUUAAGGACUACUGUUUACGUAUGAAGGAACAGUAUUGGCCAGACUGGGAUGAAGUUGUUGGUACCAAAAGAUGACAGUGUUGCUGCAGUUUUAGGAAUUGCUUUGGUUUGUUUUCUUGCCAUUAUCUAUGUGUUAUAUCAAACUUUGUGUUCCUGGUCGAUUUCUGGACCAUAGAGUGUAGCUACUGUAUGAUGUAUGAUAAUGUCCAAUGCACCAAGUAACAAUUUAUUAUUUGGUGACACUAAAUGAUAAAUCGUUAAUUCUCUUUGCCUUCUUUAUAACUUUAUGCUGGAAUU
This is a messenger RNA of Branchiostoma floridae (Florida lancelet), 1624 nucleotides long. RefSeq names its product failed axon connections homolog. The transcript is spliced from 6 exons. The record is from RefSeq and is a predicted model, not a curated record. Bases 548 to 1402 code for a protein of 284 amino acids. Gene Ontology annotation, cellular component: cytoplasm. NCBI's taxonomy places the organism in Eukaryota, Metazoa, Chordata, Leptocardii, Amphioxiformes, Branchiostomatidae.